AAAUCGGUGACAGACUAUCUAGGUAUUUUCUGGGUGAUCCGUUGGUAUUUUCUUGAAAAUUAUCGGAUUUUACCGGAAGCAUUGGUAUUUUAUGGGCAAUUCGUCGAUAAUUAUUGAUGGGAUGUCUCUUUAGAGAGCGUAUAAAGUGUUUUGCCAAUAUCUUUGGUUCGACCACAAAAUCUUGAGGAUCAUCUACAGUGGAUAUUUGUUAUUUAAUAAAAAUUGUUUGGACAAUCCCGGGUCAUUUUACAUUAAGUCAUUAAUUAAUUAAAAUCAUUGGAAAAGAAAGUUAAAAUAAAUAAAAGAUAAAAUCAGUUGAAUCAGAACUCGCGGAUUUCUGCUUAAGGAAGAGUUGGCUAUUAACUGAGCAAGAGAAGAUACACACACUUAUAAUGGACAUCCCAUCCGGGGCAUGGUUGCCAGAGCUGGAAAUGGACGAUCCUCUUGACUUCAUGUACCAACAUCAAAGUACAUGUCCUUACAGUGAGUUAAUGGAUUCAUUUUCUUCAAAAGGUUUCAAAGGUCACCUGAAUCUGGCCACAAGAAACCAAUCUAUUCAAGCAGCCACCAUCAACGGAGAUAUGGGAAAGCAAGAAAAUUACAACGCCUAUCCAACCAGCUCUUUUGAUCCUAUUUGUGGAUCCUCAUCCAACAGUUUCACCAUAUCUUUUGGAGAUCUCGACUUACCAGCAGAGAUGAGCCAAGAUCAACUCUAUGGAGGAUACAAACUGAAAUACCAUGAUGCAAUAAAACCUAAAGAGGAGAUGAGUCUAAAUGAACUUCUUGGAUCCAUUGAGCUUCCUAAAAGGGUUUCCAGCACAAGAAGAAACCCUAGACAAGCCCAAGAGCAUGUCUUGGCAGAGAGGAAGAGAAGGGAGAAGUUGACUCAGCGCUUCUUUUCUUUGUCUGCUCUCCUUCCUGAAAUUAAAAAGAUGGAUAAAGCUACGGUGCUAGAAGAUGCAAGUAGGUACAUACAACACCUUCAAAACCAAGUGAAGGAUCUCGAAGAAACAUCUAUAAAGAAGAGAUCCGAGUUUCAUGCAUGUGGUCUUGAAGAUGAUGCGUCUUCUUUUGACGAGACUAACUCUCUACUUUGUAGUAGUGAUUAUAAUCCUGGGAUUAGAGUAAGAAUUUCAGGAAAAAAUAUACUUGUAAGAAUUUACUGCCGGAGAAAUUCCUCGCCAGCAUUGAUGAAAGCCCUCAUUGAAAUGGAGAGACUUCAUUUUACCGUCAUGUGUAACAGCGUUCUUCACAUCUCAGACACUGCUUCUUUAAUCACUAUAAUUGCUCAGAUGAAUGAAGAGUUCGUCAUGGCAGCCAUUGAUCUUGUAAAAUGCUUACAAUCUUACCUCUCGAGUUUCCUAUAUUAUGACAUGCACUAG
Molecule: messenger RNA, 1382 nt
Organism: Cynara cardunculus var. scolymus (artichoke)
Lineage: Eukaryota; Viridiplantae; Streptophyta; Magnoliopsida; Asterales; Asteraceae
Product: transcription factor bHLH25-like
Exons: 4
Coding region: 393-1382 (329 amino acids)
Molecular function (GO): protein dimerization activity
Source: RefSeq, a predicted model, not a curated record